Molecule: messenger RNA, 663 nt
Organism: Magnolia sinica
Lineage: Eukaryota; Viridiplantae; Streptophyta; Magnoliopsida; Magnoliales; Magnoliaceae
Product: protein PELPK2-like
Exons: 1
Coding region: 1-663 (220 amino acids)
Source: RefSeq, a predicted model, not a curated record
AUGACUUCUAACACUAGCUUCUUCUUCUUCUUCUUCUCUGUGUUCCUUGUAUCCUUGUCAUUGAUCAAUCAGCAUUGCCAUGCGGCCCGCCAUGUGUUGGACACCCAAGAGGGGGUGACCCCUCCUCCCGCCUCACCGACCAUCCCAAUAUUGCCUAAGCCUACAUUGCCACCAUUGCCUGCGGCCCAACUACCCACUCAGCCGACCGCACCUACAUUGCCUAAGCUUACAUUGCCACCACUGCCUGCAGCCCAAUUACCCACUCAGCCGACCUUGCCAAUGUUGCCUAAGCCUACAUUGCCACCACUGCCUCAAGCCCAGCUGCCCAGUCAGCCGACCGUGCCAACAUUGCCUAAGCCCACAUUGCCACCAUUGGCUGUAUCACAGUUGCCCACCCUGCCGGCCAUGCCAACAUUGCCUAAGGCAACACUGCCGCCAUUGCCCGUAGCCCAGUUGCCCACUCAGCCAACCGCCGGGCCAACAUUGCCUAAGCCCACAUUGCCACCAUUGCCUGCCAGCCCUACGAUCCCAACCAUGCCUAAGGGCACAUUGCCACCAAUCCCUACCAUCCCAACAAUCCCCACCAUCCCAAAAAUCCCUUCCAUUCCGACAGUCCCAACUCUCCCUUUCCUCUCUCUACCCCCAUCAACCACUAGCCCAUGA